This is a messenger RNA of Wyeomyia smithii (pitcher-plant mosquito), 2162 nucleotides long. Its product is annotated as putative mediator of RNA polymerase II transcription subunit 26. The transcript has 3 exons. Gene Ontology annotation, biological process: regulation of transcription by RNA polymerase II. The record is from RefSeq and is a predicted model, not a curated record. The coding region runs from base 295 to 1686 and encodes 463 amino acids. Lineage: Eukaryota; Metazoa; Arthropoda; Insecta; Diptera; Culicidae. Gene Ontology annotation, cellular component: nucleus; transcription regulator complex.
AGCUUCCAUGCUCUGCACAGCACAGCAAAACUGUUCGUUGGCGAUACCAUGCGGUUAUUAUGGAUUGUUGACACCGCGCGCGUUGAUUGUUUAAAAGUGCUAUAAAAAGAGUUUGUGCCCGCGCCGACCGAAGCACAACUCGCAAGCUUUACUUUUAAACAAACUAACCUACAAACGCGAAUGCUAAUGUUUUCUUUUUGGCUUCUCUUAUUAAAUUGAAUCAACCAACGAAUAAUUUCCAUUUGUUUGCUUUUUCGUUUCUUUACUUUGUUGUGUGCUGUGUGCGCACACCAAAUGGUACUACCUACUGAAGCUUUUGCGUUCCAUUUUUUAGUAAUAAACUGUUCACCAUUCAAGACAUAUAAUUUUCUUGUCGUAGUGUGCGCUCCACGACGUGGUCGCCCGUUUGGAAGUGUUAUUGACAUAUUUUUACUUUUAUUAUUUUUACUAGUUAAGGCACUUGACAACGUCUAUGAAAACGUCAAAUUUACAAUGGAAUAUCCCGUUGCUUUUAUGGAGCAACAGCAGCAGCUCCUUACCAAUUUCGCUGAGUUCGUUAAACCGCCGAAAGAGAGUUUUUCCUACAUUGACGUUUUGGAGAAAGAUGAAAAGUUAUGCGAAUACUACCGCCGGAUGCCGGUUUUGUAUGACAAGAGUCAUCCGCACUAUAAGUUCCAGUCGAAAAAGGAGAAGGCCUGGCGCGAAUUAGGUCGUCUAUGCGAAAUGAAUGUCGAUCAAUGUAAAAAACGUAUGACGUACUUCCGCUGCAGAUUUACUGUCGAACGGCGAAUCAUGAAAAACGGUGUCAAUUGCAGUGAGUGGCCUCUGCUGGAUAAGCUCAAGUUCCUCAAUAAACACAUCAAAAUUCGGAGACCAAGAGCGCCCAACGGCGACGUGGAACCCGAUACAGACGACGAAUCCAACCCACUAAACGUCCUUCGCAAGCGUCAGAUGGAGGACGCUAAAGAUGACCUACAUGCGUACCUGGACCUGCAGCAAGUGGCAGCGGCAGCCGCCCAAAACUCGCAGGCCCAACUGCAUUACCAGGCGCAGCAUGCAAAAAUGCAGCAGCAGUAUCCCCAUGCACAACAUCAGGGACCGCCGGCAUUCCAUUCCGGCCAAGAUAUGGGUCUGCAUCACCUACAGUCACCUCAUGCAUCCGGCCAACAGUCACACGCAGCCAAUCUGCACGGGAGUCGAGAUAGUCAUCAUUCCGGUCAGUUGGGACCUAAUCCAUUGGCAGCCGCCACGCUUGCCUACCGUGCCGGACUUUCACAGCCCACCCCGGUCGAAUCACCUAUACCAGCUUCCAAUGUCGAGGUAUCCUACAACGUACCAACAAAGCGCCAACGGGUGAACUAUGACAUGGAUGAGGGAGCGUCCGUUGCUAACUUCAAUCUUAACCGCACAGUCAAGUACCAAAACAAUCUGGAUCAUGCCGUUAGCCUGGAUGAGCAUGGCGCAUUCGGAUUAUACGUCGGCGAAAUUCUACGGAAAUUACCCGAACGACUCGGUUCGCUGACAUCGCUAAAAGUUAUGCAGCUGCUGCAUGAAGCCCAAAUCCAGUCGUUCGACAUGGCUUCAGCUAGCAAUAGUAACGGAAAAAAGAGCAGCGCGGCCAACAGUUCCAUUGGUAGAGAGGAGCGGAAAUCUACCGAGAGCAAUGAAAGCGCCUGCAAAGAGUAAGAUGUUUAUAAUAGAUGCCAUUUUGAUUUUUAUUUGAAAUACCCAUGCCUCGAAACUUGCGUAUUUAUUUUAACAGUAACGUAAUAAAGUACGUUUCGAUUUUUUUUUUAAUCAGCUGCGAGACAAUGUUUUUAAAAUAAAUUAACAAAUAAACAUUCAUACCAUCCUAUACUGAGUAUGAUGGAAGGAAUUUCUAACUGCUAAGUAUUAGAUUUUUACCGCCGCAGCCAAAGUGUUGUCGAUAGUCUAAUGAUUUUUUAAUUGCAACAUAGUAACAGUAACCUCACACAAAUAUUUCAAAAACAAAUAAUAAUUUAAAAGCAACUAUAGGUAACACCCAUUUUAUUCCUCAGUUGGAUUUCUAGAUGUAAGAAAUUUAGUAAAAAAGUGAACAGUAAAGUACCGAUUCGACAAAAAACCUACAUACAAAGAUUAUAAUAAAGUAACCCUUAUAAAUGUGGAAUAUGUUAACAAAA